Osmerus eperlanus (European smelt) is the source of this 2630-nucleotide messenger RNA. It is a transcript of the gene pard3ba, whose product is annotated as par-3 family cell polarity regulator beta a. NCBI's taxonomy places the organism in Eukaryota, Metazoa, Chordata, Actinopteri, Osmeriformes, Osmeridae. Gene Ontology annotation, biological process: establishment or maintenance of epithelial cell apical/basal polarity; cell adhesion; microtubule cytoskeleton organization. The coding region runs from base 327 to 2630 and encodes 767 amino acids. Gene Ontology annotation, cellular component: apical plasma membrane; cell cortex; adherens junction. The record is from RefSeq and is a predicted model, not a curated record. Gene Ontology annotation, molecular function: phosphatidylinositol binding; protein binding. The transcript has 13 exons.
UCGGUGAUAGUUUCGGUGGGGCGCUUAACUGCAGACAAUUGUUAUUGUUUUCGGCAAAAAUGUUUGUAACUUUCUCAAUUGUUUAACUAGGUAAAACAUGUAUAGAGUUUACGCUACCACAAACAUUAUGUAACGUCAACGCUUCGCCUACAAGUGCACAGAGAAGUGACAUUCCUGUGAUUUCUCCCAGUGACACCUGUUGCUCCAGUUUCGCUCGCGCGUACAGACUAUUCGUCACUUGACAGGUGAACAUCUAAAGAGGAGUACAGCUUUGAAAAGUAGAGUAAACAUCUUUUUAAAAACGUUUUUUAGAUGACAACGACACCAUGAAAGUAACAGUAACUUUUGGUGGUACCAUGUUGGUCGUUCCAUGUAAGGAUGGGUGGACAGUGCGAGACCUAAUUCUUCAAGCUACACUGAGAUACCGCAAAGUUCUCGAUCAGGAAGGGGAGUUUGAGGUGCGGACCUACCAAGUGAAGUACAGCGACGGAGGGAUCCUGGAUCAGGACGACCUGCUCAGCGACCUGGUGGAGGACCGAGACAAGCUGGUGGCUGUGUUUGAGAAACAGGAGGUCCAGCGGGUGGCGUCGGUGAGCCCAGCAGCCAGCGACUCCACGGGCACGUCCAGCCCCGACUCGGGCUCAUACGAGCCCCUGCUCGCCGCCCUGCAGCCCGUGGGACAUGGCGAGAUCGAGGUCACCGCCAGCACCCUCAAAGCCAGUCUGCUAAUGGAGCAGGGGAGGAUGAACAUCAACAAUAGCCUCAGCAGCUCCCGCUCUGCUCCCAGCAGCAUGUGCAGCACCAUUGACGCCAGCAGCCAUGCUCUGAACCCAAAGGGAGGAGCUACAGAUAGACUACGGGUUGAGGUCCCCACUGGCAAGAUGAAACGAAUCACAACAAGACCCCUGACCAGGACUGUGGAGCUAUCUGGUGACCCGGGACCUCUCGGUAUCCAUAUCGUCCCCUACUGCUCCUCACUGAGCGGACGGACGCUGGGCUUGCACAUCAAAGGCGUGGAGGAGCACAGCCGUGCCAAGAAGGCGGGCCUCUUCAAGACUGACGAGUGCAUCGUCCGGAUCAACGACACGGAGCUGAUUGACAAGGCCUUCUCCCAGUCACAGGAAGUGUUUGUCCAGGCCAUGUUUUCUUCUCUGGUGCAUCUGGAGGUGCUUCCUGUGGCCAACAAGCAGCGUUAUGAGAAGAGUCUGAUUGGCCAGCUUUUCACCACAGAGGGGCACGACCUCGACCCCAAAGCCAAGAGCCCCCUGCUGGUUCGAGCCAAAAUGGAAGUCAAACAGGAUCCCAAACCAGAUAUCAAACCGGAUAUUAAACCUCAUAUCAAGCCAGAUAUCAAACCAGAUAUCAAACCACAUAUAGAACCAGAUAUCAAACCAGAUAUCAAGCCAGAUAUCGAACCAGAUAUCAAACCAGAUAUCAAGCCAGAUAUCGAACCAGAUAUCAAACCACGUAUCGAACCAGAUAUCAAACCUCAUAUCAAACCAGACAUCAAACCACAUUUGCAACCAGAUCUAAAGCAGGACCUCAGACCAGACCUGAAGCCAGAACUGAGACGACCAGAUGUGCGGCUGAAGACCCCUGACCCGGCCUAUCUGCCCCCCCUGCCACCAGAGCCCCAGACUGGGCAAGGCUCCGAGGUGCGUCCCCCCGGUGCCUCCCCCACCCCGCCCGCCAGUGCCUCCCCCACCCCCAGGGGGCACAGCGAGAGCCCGUUGCCAAGGAAGAGUGCUGGCCUCCCGGGCCUGGUCAACCUGGCCAGCAGGAAGGGGGGGAGGAAGAUGAAGAUCGACCUGAAGAAAGGUACCGAGGGGCUGGGCUUCACCGUGGUGACCCGAGACUCCAUGCCUCACGGCCCGGGACCGAUCAUGGUGAAGAAAAUCCUCCCCCACGGCGCUGCCAUCAAAGAUGGCCGCCUGCAGCCCGGGGACCGCAUCCUGGAGGUGAAUGGUGCGGACCUGUCUGGUUGUACUCAGGAGGAGCUGGUGGCCAUGCUGAGGAGCACCAAGCAGGGGGAGAGUGUGUCUCUGGUGGUCGUCAGGCAGGAGGAGAUCUUCCUACCCCGAGAACUGAAGGGGGAGGAGGCGGGCUCCCUGGUUCUGGAGGAUGGGAAGGAGCAGCUGGUGUUGGAGGUGCCGCUCAACGACACGGGCUCGGCCGGGCUGGGCGUCAGCCUGAAGGGCAACAAGUCCCGGGAGACGGGCGAGGACCUGGGCAUCUUCAUCAAGUCCAUCAUCCACGGAGGGGCCGCGUACAAGGAUGGACGUCUUCGCGUCAACGACCAGCUGGUCGCUGUCAACGGCGAGCCCCUGCUGGGCCACUCCAACCACGCCGCCAUGGAAACGCUGCGCCACUCCAUGUCGUGGGAGGGCACGGCCCGCGGCACCAUCCAGCUGGUGCUGCUCCGCGCCUCCCCGCGCCCCCACCACGACCCCGACCCCAACCAGGAGAGCCAAGAGGCAGGCAGUCCUCGGAGCUGGACCCCAGACCCUGCCCAUGGACCCCCAGAACCCCUGGGCCUGAAACCAACACCUCCCUGGAGCUCAAUCACACUGGGCCCCGCCUAUACCCCAUGGUGGACAACGACCUGUACCACAGCUCUGGUGGUGAGUUGA